Yamadazyma jaroonii is the source of this 3576-nucleotide messenger RNA. The record is from the annotation of a GenBank genome assembly. Lineage: Eukaryota; Fungi; Ascomycota; Pichiomycetes; Serinales; Debaryomycetaceae.
AUGUCACAGAAAGUAAAGAAGCCUAUGACACCUAAUCUGAAGAAUGACAACGGGAAAAUGAAACAACUGUCCUUGAUGUCAUUCUUUAAGCCAGUGAAAAAGAUCCCUCCCCCAACCCCAAUUGAUUCAUCACCAGUACAUGGUUUGGUGUCAGAAAAAUCCAAUGUUAAUAUCAAAGAUAACCUGCACGAUGAAAGUGAUAAGGAGAAUGAUAGUAGUAUGAUGGAUACAAGCUUAACGGAUACUCCUAUGACAUCAGAAUUCGAUCAUCAAGAAUUAGCUCCUCAAUCAUCACCAAUCUCCAAAAAGGUUGAAAGAAGGAAGCAACAUAGUUCUUCACCUGUUCCGAAAGAAGAAAAGAAGGAAACCAAUUCUGGUCGUAAAGUCAAAAGUAUCAGUUAUACUGAAGACGACGAUGAGGAAGAUGAUAUUAUUCCCAAGAAAAGAAGAAGAAUCAUAGAAAGUGAUGACGAAGAUGAAGAUGAUUUCAAACCUGAUGCUGCCGAUGAUGACGACGAAGAUGACAUGAGUGACUUUAUCGUUGAUGAUGAAGAUGAAAAGUCUGCCAGUGAAGUUGAGGUUGAAGAAGAAGAUGACGAUGUAGUUAUCAAGCCUAAAAGUAAAAAAUCUAAAGCUAGUCCUCAACCAAAAUCUAAAGCCCCAGUAGCAAAACCAUCAGUUAAAUCAGAUUUUGCAUCCAAAUUCACAGCUAAUUCUUCAUUCACCCCAACUAAAGCACCAAGUAAACCUUCUGUUUCUCCACUUAUCACCAAAAAACCUUCUAGUUUUACUAAAGAAAACGAGGAAAGGUAUCAAUGGUUAGUUAAUAUCAAAGACGGCGAACAAAGAACAAUUGACGAUCCAGAGUAUGAUCCUAGAACUUUGUAUGUACCACAACUGGCAUGGGCUAAGUUCACCCCUUUUGAAAAACAAUAUUGGGAAAUCAAAUCCUUGAUGUGGGAUACAGUGGUUUUCUUUAAGAAAGGAAAAUUUUACGAGUUGUAUGAAAAUGAUGCCAUUAUAGCAAAUACCAAGUUCGAUUUAAAGAUAGCUGGAGGUGGUAGAGCGAAUAUGAAAUUAGCUGGUAUACCAGAAAUGUCAUUUGACUAUUGGGCAAGAGAAUUCAUCAAUAGUGGUUAUAAAGUUGCCAAAGUAGAUCAAAAGGAAAGUUUGUUAGCCAAAGAAAUAAGAGGUAAAAACGGACAAAUUAACUCCAAGGAAGAAAAAGUUAUUAAGAGAGAAUUGACUUGUGUUUUGACCGGUGGAACAUUAACUGAUUUGAACAUGAUCAGUGAUGACAUGGCAGUAUAUUGUUUAAGUAUCAAAGAAUUCCAAUUAAACGAAGAUUCCAAGACUUUCGGGGUAGUAUUUGUUGAUACCUCAACUUCUGAAUUACAAUAUAUCGAGUUCACCGAUGACAAUGAAUGUUCAAAGUUAGACACUUUGAUAACUCAAGUCAAACCCAAAGAAAUAUUGGUAGAGAAAAACAAUUUAUGUCCCAUUGCAACCAAGAUCUUAAAGUUCAACAAUUCCAAUCAAAUUUGGAACAACUUGAAUAGUGAAAAAGAAUUUUGGGAUAAUGACACAACUUUGAAAUAUUUGAAUUCAUGCAAUUAUCUUGAAGAAAUCCCCGAAGUCUUGAAGACAAUGGAGAGAGAUAAUAAGGUGGCAUUCAAUGCUUUUGGAGGUUUAUUAUUUUAUUUGAAAACUUUGAAGUUAGAUCAAAGUAUUUUAACUUUACAAAAAUUCAAACAUUAUGAAAUCAAUAAAAAUCAAUCCAAACAUUUGAUUUUAGAUGGUAUUACCUUACAUAAUCUUGAAAUUUUAAACAACAAUUAUGACGGAAGUGAUAAAGGAACGUUAUUGAAAUUAAUAAACAGAGCCAUUACACCUAUGGGUAAGAGAACAUUGAAAAGUUGGGUGUUACAUCCCUUAUUGAAUUCUGACUUAAUCAAUGAAAGAUUUGAUUCCGUUGAUUACUUGAUGAAUGAAGGGUUGGAAGUAAGAUCAAUCAUUGAAACAAAAUUAACUGGAUUGCCAGACUUGGAAAGAUUAUUAUCAAGAAUCCAUAGUGGAAAUUUAAAAUUCAAAGAUUUCUUAAAAGUAAUUGAAAGUUUCGAAAAUAUUCAUGGGUUGGUCAAUGAAUUGAAAAAUUUCAUUGAUGGUAAAACUGGUUCACUUUUCAAGUUUAUCAACAAGUUCCCUGAUUUUGAAAGUGAAAUCAAUGAAUGGGAAAAUUCAUUUGAUAGAGAACAAGCAUUAAAGGAUAUCAUAUCUCCAACUAAAGGAUUUGAUCUGGAAUUUGACGCAUCGAUGAAAUUAAUGAACAGCUACGAAGAAGAAUUAAAUGAACAUUUGAGUCAAUAUCAACAACAAUUCAAAUCAAGAGAUAUUUGUUACAAAGAUUCAGGGAAAGAAAUUUACUUAAUAGAAGUACCAGCUAAAAUCAAGAGUAUACCAAAAGACUGGCAAACUAUGGGAGCCACAUCAAAAGUUAAAAGAUAUUGGUCUCCUGAAGUUAAGAUCAUUGUCAGAAAAUUAUUAGAACAAAGAGAAUUACAUAAAGAUAUUUGUGAAAAUUUGAAAUUGAAAUUUUUCAAGAAAUUUGAUGAUAACUAUUCAAUUUGGGUUAGAACCAUUGAAAUUUUAAGUAAGAUUGAUUGUUUAUUAGCAUUAACCAGAACUUCUGAAACUGUUGGAUUCCCAUCAUGUAGACCAAAAUUUGUUGAAUCAUCUAAUGGAUUCAUUGAUUUCAAAGAAUUAAGAAAUCCAAUUUAUUCAGGUCAAAAAGAAUUUAUCCCUAAUGAUAUUCAAUUGGGAGGAGAACAAGCAAGAUUUGGAUUAUUAACAGGAGCCAAUGCUGCAGGUAAAUCAACAAUUAUGAGAACAACUGCGUUGGCUGUUAUUUUAUCACAGAUUGGUUGUUACGUACCAGCAACAGAAGCAACUUUGACUCCUAUUGAUAGAAUCAUGACUAGGUUAGGUGCUAAUGAUAAUAUUUUACAAGGUAAAUCAACAUUUUUUGUUGAAUUAUCCGAAACUAAAAAGAUUUUAAAUAAUGCUACACCAAAAUCUUUAGUUAUUUUGGAUGAAUUAGGAAGAGGGGGUUCAUCCAGUGAUGGAUAUGCCAUUGCAGAAGCUGUUUUAUAUCAAUUAUCAACUCAUAUCAAUCCUUUAGGAUUUUUCGCUACACAUUUCAAUUCAUUAUGUUUAUCAUUUGAAAAACAUCCCCAAAUAAAACCUUUAAGGAUGGGAAUUUUAGUUGAUUCAACAUCAAGAAAUAUUACGUUCUUAUAUAAAUUGGAAAAUGGUGUAGCUUCAGGAUCUUUUGGUAUGAACGUAGCUUCAAUGUGUGGAAUUUCUAAUGAGAUUAUUGAAAAUGCUGAAUUAGCAGCAAAAAAUUACGAAAGAACUUCAAAUUUAAAGAAAUUAAGAGAAUUCAAUAAAUUAAGUUUGGGUUUACAAAGUGAUAUUUCAUGGUUAAUCAACUAUGAUAAAAACAAUGAGAAAUUUGAAGAUUUUAUGAAAUUUGAUAAACAAUUAUGUUUAACAAAUAUUUUCAAUAUGAUUGAAUAG